Panicum virgatum (switchgrass) is the source of this 817-nucleotide messenger RNA. RefSeq names its product probable L-ascorbate peroxidase 8, chloroplastic. Gene Ontology annotation, molecular function: peroxidase activity; heme binding. Gene Ontology annotation, biological process: cellular response to oxidative stress; hydrogen peroxide catabolic process; response to reactive oxygen species. The transcript is spliced from 7 exons. Bases 1 to 579 code for a protein of 192 amino acids. The record is from RefSeq and is a predicted model, not a curated record. NCBI's taxonomy places the organism in Eukaryota, Viridiplantae, Streptophyta, Magnoliopsida, Poales, Poaceae.
AUGGAGAGCCGCAAGGGCUCCUCGUCCUCUUCCCCCGCUGACUACGAGUAUUACAUCCACUACACGGAGUGUGCUAGACGGGUAGUCACUGUGAGAACAGGAAUUGGGCUGUCAAGACAGCAACUAGGUGGUCUGCAUAAGCUUAUCCAACCUAUCAAGGACAAAUACCCAGGUAUCACUUACACGGAUUUGUUCCAAUUGGCGAGUACUACUGCAAUUGAGGAAGCUGGUGGCCCAAAAAUUCCAAUGAAAUACGGACGGAUGGAUGUCACAGCACCUGAGCAAUGUCCACCUGAGGGGAGGCUUCCUGAUGCUGGCCCACGUGAUCCUGCUGAACACCUUAGGGAGGUAUUCUAUAGAAUGGACCUCGAUGACAAGGAAAUCGUUGCAUUGUCUGGAGCACAUACACUUGGAAGAGCAAGGCCUGACCGGAGUGGCUGGGGAAAGCCAGAAACAAAAUAUACUAAUAAUCAGGCUGGUGAAGCGGAUCACUUUGGAGGAUGCUCAAGCGGAGUGGCGAUGAGUCUCCUGAAGAUGCACAAGCCACAAGGCAAUGCUUAUACUUCUUUUAGUCGGUAGUUGAAUCAGUAGAUAAGAUUCAAUUGUUUUCCACUACUUGUCUUUACAAUAUUUGAUUCAGUGCAUGUCCAGCUAGAUUUGUAUGGUGCCUACUAAGGUGGUACUUAUUUUAGUGUUUUAAGCCGACUAUGGUGAUUAUUCUAAUGCACAGACAUUACUGGAUGUGUGCGCUAAAAUAAGAUCUUAACUUUGUAUGAGGACUGCAUUUGUAAUGUAUACAGUGGAUAAAACAUGUGUA